AUGGUGGAUAGUAGGUUGGAAGAUGUUUCCGAAGAUUUGUGUCGGGAGUUGGUGGAAAAGAGGAAAGAAGCGUCUAGUCGAAUAUGGAGGAAUUUGAGAAUUAAAGAGAACAUGCUAAUUCAAAAAUCAAGGGUGAGAUGGAUGAAAGAGGGAGAUGCUAAUAGUAGUUUUUUUCAUAAGGUGAUGAAAGAAAAAAGAAGGUUUAAUCAUUUAGGUCCUCUCCUCUCGGAGGGGGGUAUGGUGGAAUCGAUGGAGGAGAUUAGAGAGGAGGUUUUCAAUCAUUUUAGCAACAAAUUUGUCGAACCGGAGGAAGAAAGGCCUUUGUUGGAAGGGAUAGAUAUCAGAAGUAUUAGUGUUGAAGAAGGGUUGCUCCUUGAAAAACCCUUUCAAGAGAGUGAAAUCAAGGAGGCUAUUUGGGAUUGUGGGGGAGAUAAAAGUCCGGGUCCGGAUGGUUACACGUUUCUUUUUAUUAAGAAUUGUUGGGCGUUUAUCAAGGAGGAUUUUGUGAACUUCUUCAACCAUUUCUUUGAUGGAGGCGUUAUUUCAAAGGCGAAGGCGAUUGCCAAACUUCUGGCGGGAAGACUUAAAGGGGUGCUUGAUUCAAUCAUCUCUCCUUGCCAAAACGCUUUUGUUCCUGGUAGACAAUUGUUGGAUGGUGUGUUAGUGGCUAAUGAGGUGGUUGAUUAUGCUAGGAAGGAAGGUAGAUAG
Molecule: messenger RNA, 708 nt
Organism: Vicia villosa (hairy vetch)
Lineage: Eukaryota; Viridiplantae; Streptophyta; Magnoliopsida; Fabales; Fabaceae
Exons: 2
Coding region: 1-708 (235 amino acids)
Source: RefSeq, a predicted model, not a curated record